Messenger RNA from Ciona intestinalis (vase tunicate), 2642 nucleotides. RefSeq lists its product as uncharacterized. The record is from RefSeq and is a predicted model, not a curated record. Gene Ontology annotation, biological process: establishment of protein localization to organelle. Lineage: Eukaryota; Metazoa; Chordata; Ascidiacea; Phlebobranchia; Cionidae. Gene Ontology annotation, cellular component: plasma membrane; late endosome membrane; lysosomal membrane.
AACUGGACAGCUUUCAAAUACAUAUGGAUUUGAAACUAAGGUAGUUUUGUUAGCUCUUUAAAUAGAACACGAAAGAGAAGCAGUAUUUUUAGCAACGUGAAUUUCUUUAGUCCGUUGUCGUGCUAAAACUAUCUUUAAUGCGUAAAGUCAGUAUCGAAAAGCAGUACAGCGCUUUUACAUUACCAGUAUAGUGGUUCUUGAUUAUUUUUACGCUUGGCCGCGUUUUAACAGCCAUUGUGUUAAAUCGGAAAUGACGUAGCAUGACGGUGGGAAUUUGUGCCAGUUCUGGUAAGGCUGGCACCAUAUGUGAUGUACUCAAGGUGUUUUAUGUUUGCUUAACUACGCCAACAUUCGAUAUAUUUGUAUAGCUUUGCCAGGUAUGUCAGUGAGCUAGGUCUGUAGUGGUUAGCCAAGAUGAAACUUUUGUUACAAAUUGGCUUACUUUGGAUACUUCAAAUUGAAACUACAAUCGCUAACAGUGGACAUCAUGCUGCAGAACCCAAUUUUAAAGUGGUAGCGAAUGACUUUCGCAACACGCAGAAGGAAAGAACAUGCAUGCUGGCGAACUUGGACCUAGAAGUGGAGCUUAAAUACAAAGUUGGCGACACAGCGCACUCUAGCAGUAUUUUGUUACCACAUACAGCUACCACUAACGGGAGCUAUUGCGACAAGGAGUUUACGUCUUUAUUGUCCCUUUCAUUCAACGGUAUGGUUAUUAGAAUGACGUUUAGCCGCACACCAGAACAGCCGGGAAAAACUCAAAGAACUUACUGUGUCAGGUGCGCCGACGGAAACUGGUGGUUAAGUAGCAUUUCUAUAAACAUCGACGAUAUUAACCGCUUGGCCCACGCUUUACCAAAAGUCCGUAUUCAAUCUGAAGCCACUUUGACCAAAACAAUCAUUGAAAAUGCUGGGCAACUUACUAUGGGCGUUCCAGUCACUAGGGCUUACGGCUGCCAGUCAAGAAUGAUAGUAACUACUAUGCGGUCGACAAAUUAUACUCUGCUCAAUCAAAAUGCAACUGUGUCGACGGAUUGGAGCGUUACAAUGAAAUUCCGUACGCUUCAAGUUCAACCGUUUUUGGUUACUGGGACCGGCUUUAAUGACCCUCUAUUAUGCACAGACGUCUCUACGUUCCACAUCGUUAUAAUCAUUGUGCCCAUUGUGUAUUUCACCAUCUUUGUUAUUUAUCAUCGCGUUAAAGAAGUUUAUGGCUGCCCACCGAAACCGAAACACAAGCAGGGCAUGGAAAAACUGAUGGAAUCGUCGACCGUCUCACCAAAUGUAAAAAGCUACACAGAUAACAGCGGCGUGACUUCGGACAGCGGUGUUAAAGUUCGCAUAACUUUUACGUCACCGGAAAACACGGAAAAUUCGCUAGUGUGAGAUUUUAUUUAUUAAGUGAUUUUUUUAUGAAAAGUCUGUUUAAGGCUUUAAUCGUUGCAAGGUUAUUGCGAUAGUAUAAUCAGUUCCAGCGCUCAAGGCACGAAACGCACUUCUAAUGUAUAUAUUAGACUACUUUGUUAAUUAUAAUGUGUUACUACACAUCAGUGCUUUUGAAUCAUAUUUUAAAGGCCAAAAUAUUUACCCGUUAAGUAGUAGCGAAGUUUUGGCGUCAAAAUCUGUCUCUAGCCCAGAGGUUAUGAAUUCAAGGCUCGGUGCUGCUACCAUUGUGGGCGUAUGUGUCCUUGGGCAAGAAAUUAAACGGCAAUUGCUUUAACACAGUGGUCACUAUUAGAUUUUUGAGAAGCACUGCUAAUAAACUAUAGCUAUAUAGUCGCUAUGAUAGAGGUUACUACAAAACAACACAUGGUUAAACACCUUAAUGUACAAUCAUAUACAUUCAAUUAUACGCGUGGCAACUAAACGUAUUAUAGUGUACCCAAAUACAUUUUUUUCUUCUAUAGAAGAAAUACCAAUUUUAUAAAACUCUUUUCGAUCGGAAAAUAUAAAUUAAAUAUAUAGUAGGACGGGGGAGAUGCGACACCUUUAACACAUAAUAUUUAAAUAUCCUGACCGUUUUUUAAACAAUUAACAACGGUCUAUGGAAGUGGUAUUGAUAUACGGUUUUAUAAUUCUUUGGAUGUUUCUUGUUUACUAUCAAAUACGACGAGAAAAAGAAUGAAAAAGUGUCCCAUCUUCCCCACCCUACUAAAGGGAUAUAUUUUGGUACAGAACUGUUUAUUUAUUCCAAUUGUGGUUGGUUGGGGUAAGAUGGUUCAUGUUUUUUUAUUUUCUUUUAUUAUCCCGUUUGGUAAUAAACAACUUAAUAUUUAAAAAUUGUACACCGGUAGCCCCGCGACUUUAUAAAUAGGCGUUUUUGUUAUUUGUUCGAAACACGAUUAGUAAAUAUGCGAUGGUAUGUGUUCCAUCUUACCCCACCGUACUAUACUUUUUGUUUAGGUUCAUUUAAUAGAAUCACCAAUCUCGCUGCCAUAAAACUAACUACGCCCGAAGAUAUAUAUCGCUUCAUAGUUUAAUUAGAAAAUUUGCAAUUCUUCAAUUUUAUAAUCAUGCACAUUUAAAAAUAUUGUGUUAUUUUUUGCAAAGUAAUUUUUUUCUAAGAGUAUUAUUGUGUUUUACUGAUCAACUUUAUAUGCUGAUUCUAUACGUUAUGUAAAUAAACAUACUUGACAAUCCUA